UACCCGCUUCUCCGUGCCGCCCCCUGGGGCGGCUUCUAGGAAGGCCGGACACCGCCUCCGUCCUGAGCCGGACGGCGAAACUCCCUGCCUGUUGAAAGCACAGCCCUUAGCCGGGUCUGGGACCUGCCGCUAUGGGGGACAUGAAGACCCCUGAUUUUGACGACCUCCUUGCUGCCUUUGACAUCCCUGACAUUGAUGCGAAUGAAGCCAUCCACUCUGAGCCAGAAGAUAGUGAGGAGCCAGGAGGCCCAGGGAAGCCAGAAGCGAGAGUGGGUGGAGAAGUGGAGGGCACAGAGGCUGUGGCAGCAGCAGCAGCAGCAGCAGCAGCAGCAGCAGCAGCUGCGGAUGACCCUCAGGUUCCAGCCCAGGCCUCUGACCAUGGCCUGCCGCCGCCAGAUAUUCCCACAGUCAGCGUCAUUGUCAAGAACACUGUGUGUCCCGAGCAGUCUGAGACCCUGGCUGAGGGUACAGGAGGGGAAGCAGCCCCGGUGGUAGGGGUAACUAAGGAAGGAACUUCGGGGGCUUCUCUGAUGCAGAAUGGAUUUGGGGUCUCUGAGCCAUCCCUUCCAGGAACUCCCCACUCCCCAGGUCCUCCCAGUGUGGGUACCUGGAAGGAAAAAGCUAUAGAAGGCAACCCCCCCUUGGACCUUUUUGCUCAUUUUGGGCCUGAGCCAGGGGAACACCCGGAUCCCCUGCCUCCUCCUGCGUCCUCCCCACCUCAGGAGGGGGCAGCAACCCCACCUCCUUUCGCAUCACCCUUUGAGCUGGCCCCAGAGAAUGGCCCAGUGCUGCUGCCACCUAGCUCCUCCCCACCCCCUGGGGCCUUGAAACAAGAAAGCUGCAGCCCCCUUCAUCCCCAGGGACACAGCCAGCGAGGCCCAUACUCUAGUCCUGAGGUCACGGGCAUCCCUGCGGGCGCCUCACCCACCCAGCUUGAUGGGGUACCCUUUUUCAAGCAGUCUCCAGGGCACCAGAGCCCUCCUGCCUCUCCUAAUUUGCCCAGCUGUAAGCCCCUGAAGGAAGAAGAGGAGGGGCCGGUGGUCAAGUCUCCUCCUAGAAGUCCCCAGAGUCCUUCUAGUGGAGCUGAGGCUGCAGAUGAGGACAGCAAUGACUCUCUUGCCUCCUCCAACUCCUCUCGGCCCCUCAAGGUGCGGAUCAAGACCAUUAAAACAUCCUGUGGGAAUAUCACGAGGACUGUAACCCGGGUCCCCUCAGACCCUGACCCCCCUGCUCCCUUGGCCGAGGGGGCCUUCCUGGCUGAGGCGGGCCUCCUAAAGCUGUCCCCCGCAGCCCCGGCCCCUGAGGGCCCAAAGGUGGUGAGUGUGCAGCUGGGUGAUGGCACGAGGCUGAAAGGUACAGUGCUGCCUGUGGCCACCAUCCAGAAUGCUAGCACUGCCAUGCUGAUGGCAGCAAGUGUAGCCCGCAAAGCUGUGGUUCUGCCUGGGGGGUCUGCCACCAGCCCUAAGAUGAUGGCUAAGAACGUUCUAGGCCUGGUGCCCCAAACCCUGCCCAAAGCUGAGGGCCGUGGAGGGCUGGGGACGGGAGGUCAGAAGGUGAAUGGUGCCUCGGUGGUGAUGGUGCAGCCUUCAAAGCCAGCUACCGUCUUGGGCACAGCGAGUGGAACGGUGAUCUCACGGACCCAGUCCAGCCUGGUGGAGGCCUUCAACAAGAUCCUCAACAGCAAGAACCUGCUGCCUGCCUACAGACCCAACCUGAGUCCACCUGCUGAGGCUGGGCUGGCCCUCCCACCCACGGGCUACCGCUGCCUGGAGUGCGGGGACGCCUUCUCUCUGGAGAAGAGCCUGGCCAGGCACUAUGACCGCCGGAGCAUGCGCAUAGAGGUCACCUGCAAUCACUGCGCCCGUCGUCUGGUCUUCUUCAACAAGUGCAGCUUGCUCUUGCACGCGCGUGAGCACAAGGACAAGGGGCUCGUCAUGCAGUGCUCACAUUUGGUCAUGAGGCCGGUAGCCCUUGACCAGAUGGUGGGGCAGCCAGACAUCACGCCUCUGCUGCCCGUGGCUGUGCCGCCUGCUCCUGGACCUCUGGUCUUGCCUGUCUUGGGCAAGGCUGAGGGGGCCAUCACCUCCUCUGCCAUUACUGCAAUUGCCACUGAGGCCCCUGUGCUGCCGCUGUUACCAGAUCCACCUACUGUCCCCGCCACCUCUGCAUACACGUGCUUCCGCUGCCUGGAGUGCAAGCAGCAGUGCCGGGACAAGGCCGGCAUGGCAGCCCACUUCCAGCAGCCUGGGCCUGCAACCGCCGGGGCCAAUAGCACUAUGUGCCCAUCCUGCCCUAUGAUGCUCCCCAACCGCUGCAGCUUCAGUGCCCACCAGCGCACGCAUAAGAACCGAGCCCCUCACGUAUGCCCUGAGUGUGGAGGCAACUUCCUGCAAGCCAAUUUCCAGACCCACCUGCGGGAUGCCUGUCUGCAUUUCUCUCGUCGAGUGGGAUACAGGUGUCCCAGCUGCGCAGUGGUGUUUGGGGGUGUGAACUCCAUCAAGUCCCACAUCCAGGCGUCACACUGCGAGGUUUUCCACAAGUGCCCCAUCUGCCCCAUGGCCUUCAAGUCUGCACCCAGUGCCCACGCCCAUCUGCACUCCCAGCAUCCGGCCUUCCUCGCACAGCAAGCCAAGCUGAUCUACAAGUGCGCCAUGUGUGACACAGUCUUCACUCACAGACCCCUGCUCUCCUCACACUUUGACCAGCACCUGCUGCCCCAGCGCGUCAGUGUCUUUAAGUGCCCGUCUUGUCCUCUGCUCUUUGCCCAAAAAAGGACCAUGCUGGAACACCUGAAGAACACGCAUCAGUCUGGGCGCCUAGAGGAGGAGACCCCUGGGAAAGGGGCUGGAGAGGGCCUUCUGACCCCCAAGACAGAGCCUGAGGAGCUGGCCGUGUCUCAGGGCGGGGCAGCCCCUGCGACUGAGGAGUCGUCUUCAUCCUCAGAAGAGGAGGAGCUGCCCAGUUCUCCUGAGCGCCGACGCCCAGCCAAACGGCCCCGGCGGGAACUGGGGAGCAAAGGCAUCAAGGGUGGGGGUGGUGGGCCUGGGGGCUGGACCUGUGGCCUUUGUCACUCCUGGUUUCCUGAGCGUGAUGAGUAUGUGGCUCACAUGAAGAAGGAGCACGGCAAGUCAGUGAAGAAGUUCCCCUGUCGCCUGUGUGAGCGCUCCUUCUGCUCUGCCCCUAGCCUGCGGCGCCACGUCAGGGUCAAUCAUGAGGGCAUCAAGCGAGUUUACCCAUGCAGGUAUUGCACAGAGGGAAAGCGCACCUUCAGCAGCCGCCUGAUCCUGGAGAAGCACGUCCAGGUCCGGCAUGGCCUGCCUCUCGGGCCCCAGUCCCCUGGCAGAGGGAGUGGCCUGGCCCGGGGGCCUGGUGCCAGAGCCCAGGGGCCCGGCCGGAAACGCCGCCAGUCUUCUGACUCAUGCAGUGAGGAGCCUGACAGCACCACACCACCAGCAAAGCCCUCCAGGGGCGGCUCUGGGUCAGGAGGCCACGGUCCCCUACGCUAUCGAAGUGGCUCGGCCGAACAGAGCCUCAUAGGGUUAAGGGUGGAUGGCGGUGCCCAGCAGUGCCUCGACUGUGGUUUGUGCUUUGCCUCCCCUGGCUCCUUGAGCCGGCACCGAUUCAUCAGCCACAAGAAGAGACGGGGUGUGGGGCGAUCCAGUGUCCUGGGGCUGGGGCCUGGGGAGGAGGAGGCUCUUCCUCUGUCCCGGGCUGACCCAGAGGGUGCUGAUUGUCCCCUGCCCACUUCUGGAGGCCCACUGACCUGCAAGGUCUGUGGGAAGAGCUGUGACAGCCCUCUCAACCUCAAGACCCACUUCCGCACACACGGCAUGGCAUUCAUCAGGGCUCGGCAGGGGGGCAGCGGGGACAACUAGGCCCUGGCCCUGGGUCUGACCAGUUCGUCUUCCCUGGGAGCCCGGGGUUUGCUGCUGUUGCUGCUGCUGCUGCCUGCUCCCUAGAUUGAAGGAGUUUGGGGAGUUUGACAUCACAUUGUGUUCGGUCUCUCUUCCCCAACCCUGAAGGAAAAGCUUUUGAGGAUCAUAGUGGUUUGCAACUCCCCUUCGGGUUUGGCCCUUGGGCCUUCGCAGUUGGGCCCUCCAUUCCUGCUUUCUGAACCAGACACUAAUCAUGCUCCUGCUGCAGACCCUCCAGUGUGCAACCUGGGUGGGAGGACAGGACCGCAACACCCUCUACACUUCCUUCAGGCAGACUUUCUUCCUCUGGGCUGGGCCCUGCCCUAGCACCCCAUACUCCCUGGCACUCAAGCCCCUCACCCUGCAGUGCCUUUCACUUGUCUUUUUCCCCAGAAAUCCGGGGGGAGGGGGGUUGGUGGGGAUGAGUCCUGUCAAGGGGGCCCAGGGAGAAGGGGCAGGCUCUCAGGAAUCCUUUAUUCUUGUAGUAGUAAUACUAACUGGGAGAAAACCAGGCCAUUAAAACUGCUCGUGGUUUAAUCUCCA
Molecule: messenger RNA, 4457 nt
Organism: Chinchilla lanigera (long-tailed chinchilla)
Lineage: Eukaryota; Metazoa; Chordata; Mammalia; Rodentia; Chinchillidae
Gene: Znf687
Product: zinc finger protein 687
Exons: 9
Coding region: 132-3875 (1247 amino acids)
Source: RefSeq, a predicted model, not a curated record